This is a messenger RNA of Fonsecaea erecta, 1809 nucleotides long. RefSeq lists its product as hypothetical. Gene Ontology annotation, cellular component: endoplasmic reticulum membrane. The coding region runs from base 1 to 1809 and encodes 602 amino acids. The record is from RefSeq and is a predicted model, not a curated record. Lineage: Eukaryota; Fungi; Ascomycota; Eurotiomycetes; Chaetothyriales; Herpotrichiellaceae. Gene Ontology annotation, molecular function: alpha-1,2-mannosyltransferase activity. Gene Ontology annotation, biological process: protein N-linked glycosylation. The transcript is spliced from 2 exons.
AUGGACCCGAGCUUGGAGGAUUUCAAGAGACGAAAAGAUCCCAUCAGAGCGCCCAAGGGAGCGAGAGGUCAGCAAACUCCUCGACCAGCUCCGACCAAGUUCUUCCUGCCUCUGAACAUCGCCUUUUACGUUUGUUUCGCUUCACACCUUCUAGCGGCGUUGUAUGCUCCGAUCCAGGACUGUGACGAGACCUUCAACUAUUGGGAGCCACUGCACUACCUGAAUCAUGCUUACGGUCUCCAGACAUGGGAGUACUCUCCAGAAUACAGUAUUCGGAGUUGGGCAUAUGUCGGCCUCCACGCUCUCCCCGCAAAGGUCGCCGGGUUUUUUGGCAGUUCGAAGACAUUCGAAUUCUAUGCCCUACGUGUCGUACUGGCAUUCAUCUGCGCAGCAACUGAAGUCCGUCUUUAUUCGGCCAUCAGUCGAACCAUCAACCCAAGGGUCGGCGUGAUAUAUCUCAUGAUUGUUGCCUUCACCCCUGGAUUUUUCUACGCCUCUUCUGCCUUUUUGCCAUCUAGCUUUGCCAUGUACACAUCUGCCUUAGGACUGACUUCUUUUAUGGAUUGGCAUGGAGGAUCUAAAACUGCCACAGGAAUCAUGUGGUUCGGAAUCGGUGCACUACUUGGAUGGCCUUUUUCAGCGGCUCUAAUCGUUCCAUUCGUCGCUGAAGAAUGGCUCAUGGCAGUGGUAGGACGAACAGAUCUUUUUGAGACUUUCAGACGGUACUUGGAUGGUGGAGUGCGGUGCUUGGUAGUCCUGGUUCUUCAGGUCAGCGUCGACACUUUCUUUUACCACAAGGUCGCAGUGGUGCCCUGGCGUAUCGUCGCCUACAAUGUCUUCAGCGGCAAGGAUCGUGGUCCCAACAUAUUUGGGACAGAACCAUGGGACUACUACCUCAGGAAUUUGCUGCUCAACUUCAAUAUGUGGUUUGUCCUUGCAGCGAUUUCUGGACCACUUGUCCUGUUUCAGUCCAUCAUUCUCCGCCAAUACCCCACCAAACAAACACUUCUCAGAACACUGACUUUCCUCUCUCCUUUCUAUCUGUGGCUGGCCAUUUUCACCGUUCAGCCCCACAAAGAAGAGAGAUUCAUGUUCCCUGCUUACCCUUUCCUCGCAUUGAAUGCCGCCAUAGCAUUCCACUCCCUGCUGGCAUGGAUCGGAUCGACGGACUCGGUCAUCUUUGGAAAGAUCCCGACAAAACUGAAACUGGCCGCCAUUCUACCGAUUGUGCUCCUAGCUAUCAACACUGGGCUGCUGCGUAUCGUCGGUACGCUCACCGCGUAUAGGGCUCCGUUGGAGAUAUACGACAGUCUCAAAGCACUAAACCUGACGCAGGAAGACAAUACCGUCUGCUUCGGCAAGGAUUGGUAUCGUUUCCCGUCCUCGCAUUUUCUCCCCGACGGCAUUCAUGCGAAAUUCAUCAAAAGCGAAUUCGACGGUCUCUUACCUGGAGAGUUCCACGAGGGCAAGACCGGGUUUGGUUUCUAUCCCGGAACCUGGCUGGAACCGCCUGGGAUGAACGAUCGGAAUGAAGAGGAUCCAGCAAAGUAUAUCGAUGUCCAGCACUGCACGUUCUUGGUAGACUCGUACAUGCCCGGCAUGGAGACCACCGAGCACGAACCACUGUAUGUUCUGGACGGGGACCAUUGGGAGAGGAUGGCAUGCGCACCGUUCCUGGAUGCUUCGCGAACCGGGACUCUUGCGAGGACCAUCUGGGUCCCCGAACUACCAUUCAUUCCUCCCAAAUAUCGUCGACAUUGGGGCGAACAUUGUCUGCUGCGCCAAAAAAAAGGCGUGGAAGUGGACUGA